UCAUGGGUAAGCAUACACUUGCCCUACAUUGCUACUGCAGCUUCACCACUGUUUUUUUUUUCUAAUUUUUUUUACAUUUGAGCUCAGAGCUCAUUGCAGACUAAACAUCAGCUGAACGGUCUCCUUCCAGAUUAAUAAUAUGGCAAAGUGUGGGGCUGAAGGUGAACUACCUCAGAGGCGCCUGGGUAUAAAGGAACAGCAAAAUGGAGAGCUGACAGACUCAGAGCUCCCUGUGGAUGAUAGGAAGCAGAGGGACAGGGAAGAGCGUGAAGCCCUGGUUUUAUGGAAGAAACCUCUGCUCACACUUCACUGCUUCACUCUGGAACUGCUGAUUACCCUUAAAGGAUGGAUCUGCAGGCUCUGGCAGCAAAGACAGACUGUGUUUGGCCUGCUGAUCCUGCUUAUCCUCCUCUCCAUUGCCUACCGUAUUGAAGGAGCACACCAGAAGUAUGUGUGCUACAUGGAGAAGAAGACGCUGUGGUGUGCCUACUGGCUCGGUCUGGGCAUCCUCUCCUCUGUGGGUCUUGGCACCGGUUUGCACACUUUCCUCCUUUAUCUGGGACCACACAUAGCAUCAGUGACCCUGGCAGCCUAUGAAUGCGGCUCUGUAGAUUUCCCAGAGCCACCCUAUCCAGACCAAAUAGUUUGCCCCCAGCAGGAAGCACCAGCAUCAGAUUCUGAUGCUGAGCAGGUGGGUGUGGAAGCUGUGAGGUCAGACACCCUUCAGGGAAAAGUCUCACUCUGGACCAUCAUCUCUAAAGUCCGCCUGGAAGCUUGUAUGUGGGGCGCAGGUACAGCAAUAGGAGAGCUUCCUCCCUACUUCAUGGCGCGAGCAGCUCGGCUAUCUGGCAGCGGACCCGAUGACGACGAUUACCAGGAAUUUGAGGAAAUGCUGGACCAGACGGAGCCCGUACAGGACUUUUCAUCCCGGGCAAAAGUAGCCGUACAGAAACUCAUCCAGAAGGUCGGAUUCUUUGGGAUUUUAGCCUGCGCCUCUAUUCCAAAUCCGCUGUUUGACCUGGCCGGAAUAACGUGUGGACAUUUUUUAGUCCCAUUCUGGACUUUUUUUGGUGCAACACUAAUCGGAAAAGCAGUUAUCAAGAUGCACAUUCAGAAACUGUUUGUGAUCAUCACCUUCAGUAAGCAUAUAGUGGAACAGAUGGUCUCCCUAAUCGGAGCUGUUCCACUGCUGGGUGCGGCACUGCAGAAGCCCUUCAGGGAGUACUUGGAGGCCCAGAAGGCCAAGCUGCACCAUCUCACUGGAGAGAGCAACACAACUGAGGAGAACUGGCUGUCGUGGCUCUUUGAGAAGGUUGUGGUCAUCAUGGUAUGCUUCUUUGUCUGCUCCAUUGUCAACUCCAUGGCUCAGAGCUACACCAAGCGCAAACAGCAGGAGAAGUACUCGGAGAGCAAGGCAGAGUGAAGGCCAGCUAGAGAUCAAAUCGGUCCAUGAACUUCAGGAGCCUCCAGACUUCUCCAAGCGGCUACCACACCUUUCCUCAUAUCUGCUCUUCCUCCUGGCUGCUCCCCCCACCGUAUAUUUAGCAAAAUAUGAGCCCCCAUCUGGUUUCUCUCUUGUGGUAUUAGCAACUUGGACUUCGAUUUACUUGUGUUCGAAAGCUUUGCUUUUGGUAGCGAUUUCCGUGAUAGUUCUCUUUAAGGUAGGUGUUUGCUGGAGUGCAUGUAAGUGUUGUGUUGUUAAAGCAUUUAUGUUGGUGCUUUUAGCAGCUCCUGAGCAUGUGAGAAGCUGCUGGCAAUAAUUCUCCUCAGUAAGGCCUUAAGCUGCACUCUUUAUCCCACUAGUGUUUAUUCCACUAGAGUCACUUGGAUUGGUCGAAUCGGAAUGAGCUAGCAUUGUUUGAAUUAUGUCGUGCUUUACAAAACCAGCAUAAAGUUGUGUUUAGGAAACAGGUUAUUAUGUAUAUCUACCAGGUUAUUAAGGAAUUCUGUAUUUAUUGCUGUACUGUAGGUUUAUUGUUCAGUGUCAUCUGUAGCUACAUAAGGCAUAUAAGUAAGUCAUCUUAUUUCUACAUCUUGUUGAACUCCAAGUUAAUUGUUGUAGAGAUGUUAAUAGAUGGUUCUAACUGUAAAUGGUGCUUUAGAUGAUUACUUCUUUUGUGUGUACAGUAAAGCGCUUUGUAGUACUUUUGGAUGAGAAAUGAUAAAUCAGCCAUGAAUCACCCCGCUGGUCCCUUUGUCUGCCCUUAUUGUUCUGCUUCCAGGAAGAGAGCGCAUGACUCAGCCCCGGGGCUACUUUACCAGAUGCAGCCGUACAUUGAAUCAGAUCUACGACUGUUUGUGCGCGUGCCUGUGUGUGAGACUGAGAGCAAGACAGAGAUAGUAGGUUGUGUUGGCAUGGCUGCCACAUUUGUUGCUCUCCCUUUUAUUUUUUUUUUAAUCUUUUAUGGAUUAAAGCAGAUUGUGCUCCACUAAUAGACUAGGAGUCUGCCUGGAAGUCUGAGGGAUAGCAGUUGAUCUCUUACUCUUAGAGACCGUCUGCGUUAUGAUGUCAGAUGUUCUUCUUUGUCUUCACUUGUGCUCGGAGCUUUUUAAAAUCCCUUUUCUCCUACACGAGGAGAGCAAGCUCAUGCUUGAUAUUAUAUGAGCAGCUCUUAAAGCGAAACGGCUUUUAUAAGAUUUUUCUUUUCAUUUUUGCCAUUUUUCA
Molecule: messenger RNA, 2665 nt
Organism: Archocentrus centrarchus (flier cichlid)
Lineage: Eukaryota; Metazoa; Chordata; Actinopteri; Cichliformes; Cichlidae
Product: vacuole membrane protein 1-like
Exons: 12
Coding region: 140-1423 (427 amino acids)
Source: RefSeq, a predicted model, not a curated record